AUUCCUAUAAAGCUAAAAAUCGAGGCGGGGCCGAGAGACUGCGGCGGCUGACUAGGUGUUCGGACCGCGGCGCGGCGGGGAAGAGAGACUGCGGCGGGAGGGCCAGGCCGUGGGAGAGACGCGGGAAAGUGCGGGUCGCAGAGGCACUUGACCACCCCGCCCUAGGCCGACCCGGCGGACGCGGCGUCUGGUCCCAGGUCUCCCCGCUGCGCUGCUUGAGGCCCGGCCAUGGCCCAGCAGAGAGCCCUGCCCCAGAGCAAGGAGACGCUGCUGCAGUCCUACAACAAGCGGCUGAAGGACGACAUUAAGUCCAUCAUGGACAACUUCACCGAGAUCAUCAAGACCGCCAAGAUUGAGGACGAGACGCAGGUGUCACGGGCCACUCAGGGUGAACAGGACAAUUACGAGAUGCAUGUGCGAGCCGCCAACAUCGUCCGAGCCGGCGAGUCCCUGAUGAAGCUGGUGUCCGAUCUCAAGCAGUUCCUGAUCCUCAAUGACUUCCCCUCCGUGAACGAGGCCAUUGACCAGCGCAACCAGCAGCUGCGCGCACUGCAGGAGGAGUGCGACCGGAAGCUCAUCACGCUGCGAGACGAGAUCUCCAUUGACCUCUACGAGCUGGAGGAGGAGUAUUACUCGUCCAGCUCAAGCCUUUGCGAAGCUAAUGACCUGCCUCUGUGCGAAGCUUACGGGAGGCUGGACCUCGACACAGACUCUGCUGAUGGCCUCCCAGCCCCUCUGCUGGCGUCCCCGGAGCCCAGUGCUGGCCCCCUACAGGUGGCAGCCCCUGCCCACUCCCAUGCUGGUGGCCCUGGCCCCACUGAGCAUGCCUGAGCCUCCGGGGCCACCCUUCGUUGUCAGGAACAAAACCUGAGGCUGCCCUUUGGAUGCCCUCACAGCCUUGCUUCUCUCAGCCUAGGUUCCCAUUUGGGGACUUCAGGACCCCAGAGCCACUAGGACUUCCUUGGGAAGCCCGUUAGCCCAGGGUGGGUCCCGCCAGGACAGUAGGGAAACAGUUGUUUCCCUAGCCAUUUCCCAACAGCCCAUCAUUCCGAGUCAUCAUCUCUGUUUGCUGCCUUCCUGGCCAGCCAGGUGGAAGAAAGUUUCUAAGCUAGGUCUGGCCCGUUGGGGAUCUCAGCAGUGGGGCAGGAGGGUGCCUGAUUUCGGGGAGUCCUGACCCGAGCCUGUUGUCAGAGUUGGGAGGGGCUCCGAGCAGUGUUGGGCAGGCCGGGUCUCCCAUCCCCAGGCCAGCGUUCCUGUGCAGAGCCCCAUCCACUGGUUCUUGCCCUGAGCCACAUAUGUCUGUGCCAUGGGCUGAGUGCCACGACAGGCCUGUGUGACAGCUGCUGCCCACGCAUGUGGAAGCUAGGUGGGACUCAUUCCUAAUUCUGCCUUUGUAAUGAGACUUGAUUAAAACACCGCCACUUUUUUGCA
Messenger RNA from Pan troglodytes (chimpanzee), 1431 nucleotides. It is a transcript of the gene MED22, whose product is annotated as mediator complex subunit 22. Bases 229 to 831 code for a protein of 200 amino acids. Gene Ontology annotation, cellular component: mediator complex. Gene Ontology annotation, biological process: regulation of transcription by RNA polymerase II. The record is from RefSeq and is a predicted model, not a curated record. Gene Ontology annotation, molecular function: transcription coregulator activity. Lineage: Eukaryota; Metazoa; Chordata; Mammalia; Primates; Hominidae. The transcript has 5 exons.